AUGAACAGCAAUAAUAAAGUAUGGAAUUCAAAUAAAACUGUCUAUGUUGGGAAUAUUGAUCCUCAAGUUACACUUGACAUAUUGUAUGAACUGUUUGUCCAAGUAGCACCUAUAUCAUCUAUAAAAUAUCCUAAAGAUAAGGUUCUCCAGGCAUAUCAAGGAUAUGCCUUUAUUGAUUUUUUUACAGAAGAUGAUGUUCAAUAUGUGAUAAAAGUAAUGAAUAAUACAGUAAGACUAUAUGGGAAACUUUUGAAGGUACGUCUAAGUAACUACGCUUUAUCAGCAUCAACUGCUAAUGCAUCAAAUAAAACUGAAACCGCUAAUGUAGAGAUUCUGCCUGUACCGAAAGUAUUUAUUAAAGAUAUAGAUUCAACUACCACAACUGAAACUUUAAGCAGUUUAUUUAAGAAAAUUGGACCAGUGCUUAAAGAGCCUGAGUUUUUUUAUUUAUCAUAUGGUAAAUUAAGGUGUGCAUACUUAUAUAUGAAAAAUUAUGACGAUUCAGAUAAAGCCAUUAAAAUAUUGAAUAACUCAUUAGUAGGAAAUAAAAGAGUUAAGGUUGAUUAUGCUUUUAAAGAUAAUACCUCAAAAGUCAUUAAGUUUGGGGAAGAUAUUGAUAGACUACUGAAUAAGGAAGCUCUCCAACGUGACUUGAUAAAAUAA
Molecule: messenger RNA, 663 nt
Organism: Tetrapisispora phaffii CBS 4417
Lineage: Eukaryota; Fungi; Ascomycota; Saccharomycetes; Saccharomycetales; Saccharomycetaceae
Gene: HSH49
Product: U2 snRNP complex subunit HSH49
Exons: 1
Coding region: 1-663 (220 amino acids)
Biological process (GO): positive regulation of mRNA splicing, via spliceosome
Cellular component (GO): nucleolus; U12-type spliceosomal complex
Molecular function (GO): RNA binding
Source: RefSeq, a predicted model, not a curated record